AUGGGUUUCCAUCUCAUCUUCGUCAACUGGGUAAUGCAAUGUAUAUCUACAGUGACGUACUCCUUCCUAAUAAAUGAAGAGGCUACAGGGAAUGUCGUACCUUCACGCGGAAUCCGCCAAGGGGAUCCCAUGUCUCCUUACGUGUUCAUCCUCUGCGGUGAAGUUCUAUCUGGCCUAUGCAGGGAAGCUCAACGUGAUGGCUCUAUGACAGGAAUCAUAAUUGCUACAAAGUGCCCACGCAUCAACCACCUCUUGUUUGCCGAUGACACCAUGUUCUUCGUGCGUUCUAGUCCCCAAAGCUGCACAGCCCUUAAAGAUAUCCUCGCAAAAUAUGAAAGAGCAUCAGGACAAAUGAUUAACACAAGUAAAUCGUCAAUUUCUUUCUCAGCUUUGACGACACAGGAGGACAGGAACAGAGUAAAGCAAACACUUGGUAUCGAUCAAGAAGGCGGGGUAGGGAAGUACCUUGGCCUACCUGAGUUAUUUGGCAGGAAAAAGAGAGAUCUCUUCGCGUCAAUCAUCGAUCGAAUCAAGCAAAGGGCAGUAUCUUGGUCCUCUAGGCAGCUUUCUCCAGCAGGAAAACUGACCAUGCUGAAAUCCGUACUCACAGCUAUCCCCACUUUCUCCAUGACAUGCUUCUUGCUCCCUGUCAGCCUCUGCAAAAGAAUUCAGUCAGUUUUGACUCGCUUUUGGUGGGAUGACAGUGAUUCAACAAGAAAAAUAAGCUGGGUAUCGUGGGAAACGCUUACCAAACCCAAGAGCAUGGGAGGGCUAGGCCUCAGAGACAUACAACAUUUCAACAAAGCACUCCUAGGCAAACUCGCGUGGAAAAUCCUCACCAAGCCUAACUGUUUACUAUCGAGAAUGCUCAUAGGGAAGUACUGCCAAUCAGACUCCUUCCUUAGAGUAACCUGCAGCUCCUCUGCUUCUCAUGGCUGGAGGGGGAUCAUUGAAGGCAGAAACGUCAUCAUCCAGCUUCUGGGUAAGAUUAUUGGAAACGGGAACUCCACUAAGCUAUGGCAUGAGCCAUGGCUAUCGGUGUCGACUCCUACGUCAAUGAUGGGCCCUAUAACAAUGGAUGAAAAGGAUCUUAUGGUAUCAGACAUAAUGACAAGAGAAACCGGAAUGUGGAAUAGAGAAGCUUUGAUGAAACAUGUACCUCACCUGAUAGAUGAAAUCCUUCUCAUACACCCGAGCUCAACUGGUGCAGAAGACGCCUACGCUUGGCUCCUUAACCCAACAGGCGACUACUCCUCGAAAUCUGGCUAUCUAGCACUACAUCUCAACGACUCCACAACCACCCGUAACAGCAAUAUCCCUGAUGAUUUCAACUGGUUCAAAUCAGUAUGGGGCUCUGCUAUGAUGCCUAAGAUUCAACUCUUCCUCUGGAAAGUGCUACAAGGAGCCAUCCCAACAGGCGAAAAUCUUCAAAAGCGUGGAGUCCUGACAAACACAAACUACAUCAGGUGCGGCGCUCAGGAGACGACAAAUCACCUGUUCUUCCAUUGUGAUUUUGCGAAACAGGUAUGGGAACUAGCGCCAUGGACCUCUCCUCUGCAAUCGGAGACAACAAUCUCCUUUGGAACUGAGCUCCAAACAUCAAGCCUCCGCAUCAAUCUCCCACCGGUGGGAGUCUCAAUCAACAUCUUCCCCUGGAUCAUAUGGGCGCUAUGGAUAUCAAGGAACCUCCUGCUCUUCGAACACAGAACCCUCACGCCAACUACUACCAUGACUAGAGCGCGGGUAUCGGCAAGGGAGUGGACGCUAGCGCAGACGACAUUACCAGCACCGACGGGAUCGAUCAUUACCCCGAUAGCAACGGAACCGACCACACCCGAUUCAAUGAUCUCUUGCUUCACUGACGCUUCUUGGAUCGCGAGAACUAAACAUGCAGGCCUGGCUUGGAUAUUUACGGAUCGAGACAAGAAGGAACUCAAUCGAGGAUCGGCGUCAACGAAUCAUAUAUCUUCUCCCCUCAUGGCUGAGAGCCUGGCGAUUAGAGCAGCGAUGCUUCAUGCCUCCACUCUCGGCUACACAAACAUCUGGAUACACUCAGAUUCUCAAGAGCUCGUGAGAGCAAUUAAUGGGAAGCGAGGUGUGAUGGAAAUCUAUGGAGUUCUGUCGGACAUCGUCUCCCUGUCUCUAUCUUUUUCUCUUUGUCGCUUCACUUUCAUCUCUAGAUCAGAAAACGGACCUGCUGACUCCUUGGCAAAAUCUGCUCUCUCAUUUGGGCAUAUUGGGCCUAGUGUUGUAUGA
This is a messenger RNA of Raphanus sativus (radish), 2256 nucleotides long. RefSeq lists its product as uncharacterized. Gene Ontology annotation, molecular function: RNA-DNA hybrid ribonuclease activity; nucleic acid binding. The coding region runs from base 1 to 2256 and encodes 751 amino acids. The record is from RefSeq and is a predicted model, not a curated record. Lineage: Eukaryota; Viridiplantae; Streptophyta; Magnoliopsida; Brassicales; Brassicaceae. The transcript has a single exon.